This is a messenger RNA of Olea europaea var. sylvestris, 1795 nucleotides long. RefSeq lists its product as uncharacterized. Lineage: Eukaryota; Viridiplantae; Streptophyta; Magnoliopsida; Lamiales; Oleaceae. Gene Ontology annotation, biological process: ceramide biosynthetic process. The coding region runs from base 78 to 1376 and encodes 432 amino acids. Gene Ontology annotation, molecular function: ceramide cholinephosphotransferase activity; sphingomyelin synthase activity. Gene Ontology annotation, cellular component: Golgi membrane; endoplasmic reticulum membrane. The record is from RefSeq and is a predicted model, not a curated record. The transcript has 4 exons.
UUUUGACUCUUUCGUAGCUACACUUUCCUUUUAUCAGUCACCGAUCCGGGACUCGCACCACUCCAACUACCAUAAAAAUGCAUCCACCGUCGAGUUCACGGCGGCGCCUCGACGGAGGUGGCGGACUGGGCCUGGCGGCCAUCGCGUACGUAAGCAUAGAUUACCUCCGCCACCUUUCACCGGCGUGGCACGAGCGACUGCAGCCCGCUCUCUGGGUCGUCCUGGCCGUCGCUGUCAUUGUUCGCGUUCCCUUCUACAGGCACUGGUCCUUGGAGCUCCGCUCAGCUCUUCCCUUCAUAUUCUCCAUGCUCUUCAUGCUCUCUGCUCUCCUCUUCGAAGCCAUUUCUGUUCGGUCCGUCACUGCUGUACUUGGUCUCGACUGGCACAAUGCUCAAUCGCCUCUUCCUGAUGUUGGCCAGUGGUUGCUGCUGGGAUUGAAUGAGAAACUGCCUCAAACAGUAGUCAAUAUACUGAGAUCUCGUGUUAUCGGGUUGCACCAUUUCCUGAUGUUGUUUAUAAUGCUUGGCUUCUCCGUAUUAUUUGACUCGGUUGAAGCUCCUGGUCUGGGGCUGGGUGCAAGAUACAUGUUCACGAUGGGUAUUGGACGGCUUCUUCGGGCCAUAGCGUUUGUGUCUACAAUUUUGCCAUCACCACGUCCUUGGUGUGCUUCUGCUCGGUUCCAAGUCCCUCCAUACCCUCAUCCUUGGGCUCAGAAAUAUUAUGUUCCAUAUGCUACAGAUUCUAAUGCUAUACGCCAUAUCAUUCAUCAUGAUAUUGCUUAUGCAGAUCCAGCGGAGUACAAUGUCGACUUCCAACCAGAUUGGGGUUCUAUGAGCUUUCUCGCUAAUUUUCUACGACCUACAGCUUCUGAAGGAUCAUCUCCGUGGUACCAUCUGCUAAAAAAAGCUGGGGGUGGGUGCAAUGACCUCCUAUACAGUGGCCACAUGCUUGUUGCAGUUUUGACAGCUAUGGCAUGGACAGAAGCUUACGGAGGUUUAAGCUCAGCUGUUAUCUGGGUUCUUGUACUGCACAGUGCCCAAAGAGAAAUUAGAGAACGGCACCAUUAUAGUGUGGAUUGUCUUGUAGCCAUCUACAUGGGCAUCUUUCUAUGGAAAAUGACGGGUCUUUUCUGGCCAAUCAAAGAUGCCUCCAAAUAUAGGAGGCUGAAAAAGCUCGACAAAAUUCAAAAUCGACUAAUACAAGCUGCCAAAGACUCUGACAUGGAUCGAGUGCGAGAACUUCUGGAAGAGGUGGAGUUUAGUGGUCAAGUGAGCCAGAGACCUAAAAGUCGGGUUUUGUGGUUGUUUGCUGCUGCUACAAUCUUCUUUACACUUGGUAUUGUUCUUCUUGCCUUCUCAUUGACAAGUGAUGGCUAAUUUUCUGCCAGAUUCAUGGGACACGUUUUCCCAAGAAAUCGAUGAGACAGAUUUAAAUUUCACUCACAUUUAAUCCCAAUGUAAGAACUCGGUGAGGACUUCAAUUCUCAAGGUGCUUUGAGGAUUUAGAAACUGCACAUGAUGUUUUUUUCCCCCUCUUGUUUCGAGGACCAAGAAAUGUCUGCUACCAAGGUUUCCACUUGAUGACAUCGAGAUACGUGUAAAAUUAACAUGUACUGAUACGAUUCCUUGUCAUUCAUAUGUUUUGCAUUUAAAAUUUCAUGCAUUUGCCUUUUGUAACACCUAUUAUGAAGGGUGAAACUUGUGGUGUCGUUUCAGGAUGUUCUUCCUUGUGCAAAGGUGCCAAGAUGAAAUUACCACACCCCUAGCAGUUUAUGUUGAAUCGUGUUGUUGAACCA